Molecule: messenger RNA, 5451 nt
Organism: Alnus glutinosa
Lineage: Eukaryota; Viridiplantae; Streptophyta; Magnoliopsida; Fagales; Betulaceae
Exons: 15
Coding region: 190-5247 (1685 amino acids)
Biological process (GO): protein phosphorylation; recognition of pollen
Molecular function (GO): ATP binding; protein serine/threonine kinase activity
Source: RefSeq, a predicted model, not a curated record
GGAGAUGGAUUGGAAAAGACUUUUGACUUGUGGAAAAAAGAAAAAAACCGAGAAGAAGGGUAUAGAAGACUCCGAAUAAGACCAGAUAAACCAUGAGGAUAAGAACAUAUGUUAGAAAACCGAGAAGAAGGCUGCAUAAAUAUUGAUUUCUAUGCAUAUACUACAUGCAGAUAAACCAUUAGAAAAUCAAUGGAAACCUUUACCCAUCUUUUUGUCUACUCUUUCUUGUUCUCCCUCUUAAGAACCUCCAUUGCACCAGAGACUAUUACUCCAAGUCAAUCCAUCAGAGACGACGGUGGCACUUUAGUUUCGUCUGGCGGGUCAUUUCAAUUGGGAUUCUUCAGCCCGGGUAAUUCUAAAAGUCGAUAUGUGGGAAUAUGGUACAUGAUAUCUCCAGAGAUAGUUGUAUGGGUAGCCAAUAGGGACGCUCCGCUUAACGAUUACUCAGGAAUUCUUACAGUAACUGGUGAUGGAGUUCUUGUGCUUCUUAAUAGCACGAAAGGUAUUGUUUGGUCAUCUAAUACGUCACGAACCACAGCGAAUCCAGUUGUACAACUCUUGGACACCGGGAAUCUUGUUGUGAAAGAUAGAAAUGAGAACUUUUUGUGGCAGAGUUUUGAUUAUCCUUGUGACACUCUCCUACCGGAAAUGAAGCUUGGAUGGAACUUUGUAACUGGUCAAGGGAGGUUUUUAACAUCUUGGAAGAGCACAGAAGAUCCUGCCCAAGGUGAGUUUUCAAUACGGAUAGAUCCUCGUGGGCUUCCGCAACUGGUUACUAUGAAGGGAGAUUCAAUAAAGGAUAGAGCAGGGUCAUGGAAUGGCCGUAUUUUUACGGGUAGUCAAGCGUUAAGACCAAAUCCAGUAUUUAAGUAUGAAUUCGUGUGGAAUGAGAAGGAGGUUUAUUUCGAGUACAAACUCCUAAAAGCUUCUGUUUUCUCAAGAUAUGUGGUUAACCCGUCAGGCAUUGCGCAACGAUUUAAUGGGGUGGAUCGGACACACAGUUGGGUGCUUAGCUUUUCAUCAAAUGCAGAUGAGUGCGACAAUUAUGCCUUAUGCAGUGCAAAUGCUACAUGCAACAUCAAUAAAUCUCCUAUAUGUGCAUGCUUGGAAGGUUUCUUACCCAAGUCUCAAACAGAUUGGGAUUUAGCAGAUUGGGCUGCUGGGUGUGCUCGAAGGACUCCUCUGGAAUGCAAUGACACACAUGGAUUCCAGAAGCUCACGCGGGUGAAAUUGCCCGACACAUCUUCUUCCUGGUUUAACAAGACCAUGACCCUCAAGGAAUGCGAAGGAUUGUGCUUGAAGAACUGCUCCUGCACGGCAUAUGCAGCUUUAGAUGUCAGGGAGGGAGGAAGCGGCUGUGUGCUUUGGUCUGGUAGCCUAGUUGACAUAAAAGAAUACCCUGAGGGUGGACUACUCCGACAAGACAUCUAUAUAAAGAUGGCUAUUUCAGAAUUGGAUCAUCUUGAGAAAAAGAGGCACCCCAGCAAGAAGAAACUUGUAGCAAUUAUAGUGGGCUCAGCAUUACUAGUUGUGGGAAUGACAACAGUUUCACUGGUCUCACACAUAUGGAAGAAGAAAUUCAGAAAUCAAGGAACGACAAAAACAAGUCAGAGAAAAUAUUCUGACAAUGAAAGUGGGAAGGAAGAUAUGGAGUUACCGAUAUUUGAUUUGACAACCAUAGCUAAUGCAACACAUAAUUUUUCAAACAACAACAAGCUAGGAGAAGGUGGCUUUGGUCCCGUGUACAAGGGUACAUUGCCAGACGGGAUAGAAAUAGCUGUGAAGAGGCUUUCAAAGAAUUCUAGCCAAGGAUUGAACGAGUUGAAAAAUGAAGUUAUUUUGAUUGCCAAACUUCAACAUCGUAAUCUUGUGAAGCUUUUUGGUUGCUGCAUUCAAGAAAAUGAAAACAUGUUAAUCUAUGAAUACAUGCCCAACAAAAGCUUGGACUCUUUUAUUUUCGAUCAAGCAAAUAGUAAAUUACUGGAUUGGCAAAAGCGCAUCAACAUUAUUCUUGGUGUUGCUAAGGGGAUUCUCUAUCUUCAUGAAGACUCUAGACUAAGAAUUAUCCAUAGAGAUCUCAAAGCUAGCAAUAUCCUUCUAGACAACAAUAUGAAUCCAAAAAUUUCGGACUUUGGCCUUGCUAAAUUAUUUGGGGGAGAUCAAAUUGAUUCCGAGACCAAUAGAAUUAUUGGAACAUAUGGUUAUAUGUCUCCCGAGUAUGCGAUGCAUGGUCGGUACUCAGUAAAAUCUGAUGUAUUUAGCUUUGGAGUUUUAGUAUUAGAGACACUGAGUGGGAAGAAGAAUAGAGGAUUUUGUCAUCCAGACCAUCAGCAUAAUCUUCUUGGACAUGCAUGGAAACUAUGGAUUGAAGAGAGGCCAAUAGAGUUGAUUGAUGAAUUGGAAGGUGACUCAUGCACUCUAUCUAAUGUAUUACGACAAAUUCAUGUGGGUUUGUUAUGUGUGCAACAAAAACCAGAAGAUAGACCAAACAUGUCGUCUGUUGUUCAAAUGUUGAGCAGUGAGAGUUCAUUACCUAAGCCAAGGCAACCAGGUUUCUUUACAGAUUCAGUUGAACCUGAUCCUUCAUCUAGCAAGCAUGAAACUUGUUCAAUAAACGAAAUCACGACUACAUUGUUGGAAGCACGUGGUUAUAUGUCUCUCGAGUAUGCGGUGCAUGGACGAUACUCGAUAAAAUCUGAUGUAUUUAACUUUGGAGUUUUAGUAUUAAAGACAAUGAGUGGGAAGAAGAACAAGGGAUUUUGUCAUCCAGACCACCACCUGAAUCUUCUUGGACAUAUGGAAGCCUUUACCCAUCUGUUUCUCUACUCUUUCAUAUUCUCCUUCUUAAGAACCUCUAUAACACUAGAUACUACUAUUACUCCUAGUCAAUCUCUCAGAGACGGUGGCACUUUAGUUUCAGCUGGCGGAUCGUUUCAAUUGGGAUUCUUUAGCCCAGGUAAUUCCAAAAGUCGAUAUGUGGGAAUAUGGUACACAAUAUCUUCGGAGAUAGUUGUGUGGGUAGCCAACAGAGACGCUCCGCUUUACGAUCGCUCAGGAAUUUUAAAGGUCACCGAUGAUGGAGUUCUUGUGCUUCUUAAUAUCACGAAUGGUACUGUUUGGUCAUCAUCUAAUACAUCAAAAACCGCAGAAAAUCCAGUUGCACAGCUCUUGGACAACGGGAAUCUUGUUGUCAAAGAUAGAAAUGAGAACCUUUUGUGGCAGAGCUUUGAUUAUCCUUGUGACACGCUCCUACCGGAAAUGAAGCUUGGAUGGAAUUUAGUAACGGGUCUAGAAAGGUUUCUAUCAUCUUGGAAGAGCACGGAUGAUCCUGCUCAAGGUGAGUAUUCAAUGAGGAUAGAUCCUCGUGGGCUUCCACAAAGGGUUUUUAUGAAGGGAGAUUCGUUAAAGGCUAGAACAGGGUCAUGGAAUGGCCUUGGUUUUACGGGUCGUGGGUUAAGACCGAAUCCAGUAUUUGAGUAUGAAUUCGUGUUGAAUGAGAAGGAGGUCUAUUACGAGUACAAACUCCAAAACGCUUCUGUUUUCUCAAGAUAUGUGCUAAACCCAUCAGGCGUUGCGCAACGAUUCUUAUGGAUGGAUCGGACACAUAGUUGGGAGCUUUUCUUUACAUCCCAGACAGAUCAGUGCGAAAUUUAUGCCUUAUGCGGUGCAAAUGCUAUUUGCAACCUCAAUAACUCUCCUGUAUGUGGAUGCUUGGAAGGAUUCUUACCCAAGUCUCCAAAAGAUCGGGGCUCAGUAGAUUGGUACGAUGGCUGUGUUCGAAGGACUUCUUUCAAAUGCGAUAAUGGAGAUGGAUUCCGGAAGCACACGGCGGUGAAAUUGCCUGACACAUCUUCUUCCUGGUAUAACAAGAGCAUGAACCUAAAGGAAUGUGAAGGAAUUUGUUUGCAAAACUGCUCCUGUACAGCAUAUGCAAGUUUAGAUGUCAGUGAGGGAGGAAGCGGCUGCGUGCUUUGGUUUGGUAACCUAGUUGAUAUAAGAGAACUCGCUGUGGAUGGGCAAGACCUCUAUAUAAGGAUGGCCAUUUCAGAACUGACAAAUCUUGAGAAAAAGAGGCACUCCAGCAAGAAGAAACAAGUAGGAAUAAUGGUUGGUUCAGCAUUACUAGUGGUGGGAAUGAUGAUAGUUGGACUAUCAUCAUACAUGUGGAAGAAGAAACUCAGAAAUCAAGAAAUGACAAAAAGAAGUCAAAGGAAGGAUUGUGAAAAUGAAGUUGGGCAGGAAGAUAUGGAGCUACCGAUAUUUGAUCUUGCAGCCAUAGUUACUGCCACAGAUAAUUUUUCAAACUACAACAAGUUGGGAGAAGGUGGCUUUGGACCUGUGUACAAGGGUACAUUGCCAGAGGGGAGAGAAAUAGCUGUGAAGAGGCUUUCAAAGAAUUCUGGACAAGGAUUGAAGGAGUUCAAAAAUGAAGUUAUUUUGAUUGCGAAACUUCAACACCGUAAUCUUGUAAAGAUUCUCGGUUGUUGCAUUCAAGAAAAUGAAAUCAUAUUAAUCUAUGAAUACAUGCCCAACAAAAGCUUGGACUCCUUUAUUUUUGAUCAAGCAAAUAGUAAAUUACUGGAUUGGCAAAAGCGCAUCAACAUUAUUCGUGGUGUUGCUAAAGGGCUUCUCUAUCUUCAUGAAGACUCUAGACUGAGAAUUAUCCAUAGAGAUCUCAAAGCUAGCAAUAUUCUUCUAGAUAACAAUAUGAAUCCAAAAAUUUCGGACUUUGGCUUGGCUAGAUCAUUUGGGGGAGAUCAAAUUGAUUCCAAGACCGACAGGAUUAUUGGAACAUAUGGUUAUAUGUCUCCCGAGUAUGCGGUGCAUGGACGAUACUCGAUAAAAUCUGACGUAUUUAGCUUUGGAGUUUUAGUAUUAGAGACAAUGAGCGGAAAGAAGAACAAGGGAUUUUGUCAUCCAGACCACCACCUGAAUCUUCUUGGACAUGCAUGGAAACUUUGGAUUGAAGACAGGCCAAUGGAGCUGAUCCAUGAAUUGAUAGGUGACUUGUGCACUCUAUCUAAUGUAUUACGACACAUUCAUGUAGGGUUGUUAUGUGUGCAACAAAAUUCAGAAGAUAGACCAAACAUGUCAUCUGUGGUUCAAAUGUUGAGCAGUGAGAGUUCAUUGCCUAAGCCAAGGCAACCAGGUUUCUUUUCAGAUUCACCUGAAGCAGAUCCUUCAUCUAGCAAGCAUGCAACUUGUUUGUCAAACGGAAUCACCAUCUCAUUGUUGGAAGCACGAUAAAUAUCAUCAAAUUGAGAGGAAAAAUGUUGGGUUAUUUUCUUCUUCUUCUUUUUCAAUGAAUUUAUGUAAUAAUAGUUUCAGCUUAUUUAGUUGAACAAAAAUGGGUAGGAAGCUGUUACUCUUUAGGACAGAAGGGUCAACUAAGCUCUGUUCAUACCAAGUAUAUAUUAUUUAUACUCACUGAUAUGCUGUUCUCCCAACAUC